Heteronotia binoei (common prickly gecko) is the source of this 3527-nucleotide messenger RNA. RefSeq names its product inosine-uridine preferring nucleoside hydrolase-like. The transcript has 6 exons. Lineage: Eukaryota; Metazoa; Chordata; Lepidosauria; Squamata; Gekkonidae. The record is from RefSeq and is a predicted model, not a curated record. Bases 250 to 1209 code for a protein of 319 amino acids. Gene Ontology annotation, molecular function: hydrolase activity, hydrolyzing N-glycosyl compounds.
AAACCUAGCCUGCCACGCAGCUGUCAGGCGCAGAAGGAUUUGCCCGCCAUUUCCUUCAAAGCCGAGGAAAAUCAAAGACGAGGCCUACUGCUACUUCCAACCCUCUUUCGGCAGCUGUCUCUCUUCAGCCGCCUCCUCCUGCUCAAGGGGAGAGAAGAGGCACGCCCACCCUCGCGCUUUCCCUCAGGCCGCUCUGAAGAGAAGAAAAACCUCCAGAGGCGGCUCGGGGAAGCCUCAGGCAUUUCUGAAAUGAAGAAACUUCUUCUAAUUGAUGUUGAUUGUGGUGUUGAUGAUGCUCAAGCCAUAAUGAUGGCUCUAGCCGCUCCCGGUGUUGAAGUUCUGGGAAUCACUUGCUGUUAUGGGAACACUCUGUUGGAAAACACAUGUCGAAAUGUACUCCGGGUGUUACAAAUUUGUAACCGGCUUGAGAUUCCAGUUUAUCCUGGUGCUUCUGCUCCUAUACUUGGCGGCCCAGUGCAUGGGUCUUUUUUUCACGGAAAAGAUGGUUUGGGUGAUGUACCAGAUCCUAAAGCUCCAGGACUAGAACUUCUGCAGAAAGAACAUGCUGUGCUUACAAUAUUAAGAACAGCCAAUGAGCGACCUGGUCAGGUCUCCCUGGUUGCUACUGGUCCUUUAACAAAUUUAGCGCUGGCAGUGAAAAUGGAUCCAGCACUUCCAAAGAAACUUAAAAGUGUGUUUAUCAUGGGAGGAAAUACUGAAUCCAGAGGAAAUACUACAGUCUGUGGGGAAUUCAAUUUUGCAACUGAUCCAGAAGCUGCACACAUUGUCUUAAAUGAGUACACCUGCCCAAUUUAUAUUGCAGCUUGGGAGUUCACAUGUUCUUGUUCUCUGUCCUGGGAAUUCUACCAUGAAUGGGUUAAUCAGAAUACCGAGAAAGCCAAGUUCAUGAAAAAGAUAUUUGCCCAUUCUUUGCAAAUAUCAAAGUAUCUCGAGGAAUGUGGAGGUGAGAAAGAAUGGAGAUCAGGCUUUAUAUCUUGUGAUUCCUAUGCUAUGGCUGCUGCAAUUGAUGAGAACUUUAUCACAGAAGUCAAAGAAAUUGGUGUAAGUGUUGAACUCAAUGGUACGCUGACAAGAGGAAUGAUGGUAUUGGAUUGGACUGACAAACUGAAAAAGGAAAAGAAAGCCUAUGUCAUGAAAAGCUGUGAUUUAGAGAAGUUUCGGGCACUUAUGAUGUCUGCUUUACAAUAGAAAUUAGCUUACUGGGGUACCUUCUCUGAGAGGGUUUUGGGCACCUUAGACAAACUAUGACUUCAGCAGCCUCCAUUCAACAUUAUACACACAAACAUAAUCAAUAUAAGCACAGUUAACCAAUCACAACAAAAAUAACUGAUGAUCAUAUCUGCAUUUUACAUAGAAAUGAUGAUGGUCACAGACUAUUACUUGCAUUUCAUAGACUUUUAAUCUUACAUUUUACAAUUUUUUCCUCUGUACUUGUGUUUGUGUAAUUGUGUCCAACUGGGAAUCCACUAUGAUCGCAGUCCAUAUGACCCUCCUCUUCUUCCUGGCUGCUUUAGAAGACCAAAUACCACACCUGGGGUUCUAAUCACAGCAUCAUGUGUAAUUUUAAUUCUUAUCACAGUGCAAAGCCAUUAUAUCUUCUGAGAAUAAUAAUCAUCUUGUCAUGUAGAUAGUUUCAGAGAGUAGCCAUGUUGAUCUGCAGUGGUAUUCUGAUUUUAGUCCAGUAAAUCCUUAGAAACUAACAAAAUUUUCAGGGUAUGAGCUUGGGUCACAUGUAAGCACAUACAGAUAUUUUUUAUUCCCGCUCCCCCCGCCUUAAUUCUGAGCUGAUUUGUUUGUAGACCCCAAAAUAUAGCAACGACUUUCCCAACAUUUAUUACUGUGGCUUUGCAUGCAUAACUCCCCCUCCUUGUUUUUCAAAUUGUUGGGCUUCUAUUUCAAAAUGUAUUAAAAUACAUACAGGUUUAUAUUAUGAAUGUAAACAGUCAGAUCAUAGAUCCCUGAGGAAAAUACUUUUUAAAGUAUGCUAUUUAAAAUUGUAUUAGUGAGCAUGAUAAACUAUGAGAGGUGGUGGGGGAGGUAAGGGAUAUUUUAAAAUUAUGGCUGACUGAAAGUAUAAAAAGAAGUCUUAGCAUUAGGCAUUCAUGAUCAAAAGAGAUUAGUAGGAUCUUAGCUGAAUAAAUACAAAACUGGGGAAACAUUUUGCCUGCUUUGUUGUAAGCAAAAAUGAAUUGCAGAGUGUUAAAUCCAAGCUAACUGAACUUAGUUUGAGUAUACUUUCCAUUUUCAAAAACAAGACUUUCCCAUAAGAGUAAUUCAUCCACUUUAAAGAGGCAAAUGGAACAUUGGUGGGCUUAUUCCAAGGGCUCUAAUCCUAAGCAUGCUUACCUGGGAGUAAAUUCCAUUGAACACAGUGGGACAACUUCUAUGUGAAGACACACAUAGGCUUAUGCUGCAAGUUGCUUAGGAGGCAUAGCCACUUUUUGAAGGCUGUUCCAAGGCAGGUGGCAUCUUCCUGAGCCUCAGUUUGGCCAACCUGUUCUGGGAUCCACAACUCCCUUGCCAACUCGCUUCAAGAAGUAGCAGCAGACCAGCAGUGCUGUGCACCACAGGCAGAAACGGAGCACCAGAGAAGGAGCAGUUACAUACCAAACCGGCACAGCAGCUGCAGCACAUCUGUGAGGAAGGCAGAGCUGCUUGACCUUUCACAGAAAAGCUGCACCAGUUGUUCCUGAUAAAAGGCAGAAGAGACACAUUUGCUACACUACAAAUUCUACAUUCGAAUAUUGCCAGUUGGAAUCUCCACCAAUCCACCCCCUGUGCCUAUUUGUGCACCCUAAAGUCUAGAGCUGUAGGCAAUUGCCUUGUUUGCUAUCAAGGCUGGUAUCUUGAUAGCCAUUAAAAACAUACAUUGUCUAAUAGACAUUAUGUUUCCCCUGGGCCCAUGCAAUCUAACAUGUAUUAUUAGUUUAAUUAUAGGAACUUCUUUCCCGGCAUGUGGAGACCCAGUAUGGCUGGAAUCUUACCUGAACUCUUACUUGGAAAUAAGUUCCAUGAAAUAAACCAGAAUUUACUUGUGAGUAAACAUGCAUAGCGUUUAGACUGUAGCUAUAAGGAUUUCUACUGGGAAGGAUUAAGGAUGAGAUUCACACUUGGGUCCUGAGAAAAAUAAGCACUUUUGAUUUUACUGGAUGGAUUAAAUGUAUUAAGUACUGGAUGGAUUAAAUUAUUGUUAAGUUAGACAAGGGACAUACAUAAAUAAUACUGUAUAAUUUAAAUAAUCACAAACUUAUAUUUAAUAAUUUCAUCUAGCAUAAAUUAUGCAAACUAAUGAUAGGCAUAUGCUAUGUUAAAAUGGAAAAAACUAUUUCAGGAUGAAAACUGAAAGUAUUAUUUUGUUUAGAACUUACAGUAUUUUACUAUUAACAAUGUAAGGCAUUUGCAUCUACAAACAUGAGUCAUUUCUUUUAAUAUAUUGUAACAAACAUUGAAUUAUAUAGUGUAGAUAACGUAAAAUAUUUAAUAAAAUAUGAUUUAAAAAUAUAAAA